Molecule: messenger RNA, 350 nt
Organism: Ilex paraguariensis (yerba mate)
Lineage: Eukaryota; Viridiplantae; Streptophyta; Magnoliopsida; Aquifoliales; Aquifoliaceae
Source: the annotation of a GenBank genome assembly
AUAUUGGAGUGAUGAGUGGAGCAGCAAACUACAUCCAAGACGACUUCAAAAUCUCCGACGUACAAGUUGAAAUUCUCAUCGGAAUCCUCAAUCUCUACUCUUUCUUGGGCUCCGCUGCGGCUGGCAAGAACUCAGACUGGGUUGGCCGCCGGUACACCAUAGUCAUCGCCUGUGCAAUUUUCUUUGCCGGGGGACUUCUGAUGGGUUUCGCCACCAACUACGCCUUCCUCAUGGUUGGCAGGUUCGUCGCCGGCAUCGGCGUUGGCUAUGAUUGCACCGGUGUACACAGCGGAGGUUGCGCCGGCGUCGUGUCAUGGCUUUCUUACAUCUUUCCCUGCAGUCUUCAUUAA